This is a messenger RNA of Bactrocera tryoni, 1350 nucleotides long. RefSeq names its product piggyBac transposable element-derived protein 2-like. NCBI's taxonomy places the organism in Eukaryota, Metazoa, Arthropoda, Insecta, Diptera, Tephritidae. The transcript has a single exon. The annotation marks the transcript as partial. The record is from RefSeq and is a predicted model, not a curated record.
AUUAUGUUUCGCAAAGGACGCGGCCUUUUUGAACUUAAAGAAAAUGAAGUGCAACAGAUUUUGAUGGGUGAUAACAGUGAGGAAGAGGACAAUUUACUGCUUGACGGUACGAUAACUGAACAUACUGACUCAACAAGACCUGAGCCUUCCACAUCAGCACCUGUAAACGAAGCACAGCAUCAACCCGUCUUCAAGUGGAAUUCGAGAACAUACGCACUAAAUGUUUUUCGUGAUGUGGAAUACGACUUCGGGAAAGUGCAAAUCUGUCAAGAAGCUGAAAAUGGACUAUUGACUCCCUUUGAUAUAUUUUGUUCAGCGAAAAAUUUUGAUAAUUUAGUGCAAUAUAUAGUAUCGGAGUCAAUACGAUAUGCUCAUCAAAAUGGACGGGAGUUUACUAUUGAUCCCGAAGAAAUGAAAGCAUUUCUUGGGAUGAAUGUAGUCAUGGGCUAUCAUAUCUUGCCAUCAUUGAGGGACUACUGGUCUACAGAACCAGACAUGGCAGUACAAUUCAUAUCGAAUGUUAUGCCAAGGGCUCCAUUCGAAGACAUUCGCCGGAAUCUACAUUUCUGUAACAACGAAGCGGUAAGAUACAUAACUAGCUCUAAUUAUGAUAGGGCAUACAAAGUUCGGCCAAUAAUAGAGCAUUUCAAUGUAUCGUUUCAAAAUGCCCUCAAUAACACAGUAAAACAAUCAAUCGACGAGCAUAUGAUAAAAUUUAAGGGUCAUAAUGUAAUGAAGCAAUACAUAAAAAAUAAGCCUGUCAAAUGGGGCUUCAAAUUAUGGUGCCGAUGUGAUGCGACCGGUUAUCUAUUUGAAUUUGAUCUAUAUACGGGCAAACGAACUUCUGGAAUCGAGUAUGGAUUAGGUGAAUCAAUAGUACUACAGCUAACGAAAAAGGUUGAAGGCUUAGGAUGUGAAAUUUAUAUGGACAACUUCUUCAAUUCACCUUUAUUACAAUAUAAGCUGAUUGAUCAGAAUACUAAGGCGUGUGGAACAGUUCGAACUAACAGGAAACAACUUCCAAAAACUGCACCUGCUGACAAAACAAUGAAGCGUGGCGAUAUUUACUCAACGAGUUUCCAUUGCAUAAGUUAUGUCAAAUGGAUGGAUAAUAAAGGAGUACAUUUGUUGACCAACUUUUUGUCGCCUGUAGAAACGGACAUCGUAAAGCGCCGCAAAGCUGGUUCAGCCGACAAAAUUGAUGUCAAAUGUCCUGGGAUUGUGUCACAUUAUAAUAAAAAUAUGGGUGGAGUAGAUCUUAUGGAUCAACGUAAGGUGUGCUAUGAAAUUGAUCGAAGAUCGAAGAUAAAGUACUACCUUCGCCUUUUCUUCGAUUUGUUCGAUAUAUCG